This is a messenger RNA of Rhincodon typus (whale shark), 4553 nucleotides long. RefSeq names its product sickle tail protein homolog. Gene Ontology annotation, biological process: regulation of dendritic spine morphogenesis. The record is from RefSeq and is a predicted model, not a curated record. Lineage: Eukaryota; Metazoa; Chordata; Chondrichthyes; Orectolobiformes; Rhincodontidae. Gene Ontology annotation, cellular component: actin cytoskeleton; postsynaptic density; cytoplasm. Bases 1 to 4497 code for a protein of 1498 amino acids. The transcript is spliced from 18 exons.
AUGGAUGGGGUCAGCAGGGCUGUGCUGGUGGAUGGGGUCAGCAGUGUUGUGCAGGUGGAUGGGGUCAGCAGGGCUGUGCUGGUGGAUGGGGUCAGCAGUGUUGUGCAGGUGGAUGGGGUCAGCAGGGCUGUGCUGGUGGAUGGGGUCAGCAGUGUUGUGCAGGUGGAUGGGGUCGGCAGUGUUGUGGUGGUGGAUGGGGUCGGCAGUGUUGUGGCGGUGGAUGGGGUCAGCAGGGCUGUGCUGGUGGAUGGGGUCGGCAGUGUUGCGGCAGUGGAUGGGGUCGGCAGUGUUGCGGCGGUGGAUGGGGUCGGCAGUGUUGUGGCGGUGGAUGGGACUCGGAGUCCCAGACAUUCCCAGAGCCAGCAGUCUGGACUGGCAGACCAGGCAGCCAAGUUACCAUUUGCAUCGGCGGAGUCCUUGGAAACCAUGUCUGAGGCUGAAGUCCCGAUUGGUUUUACCCGGUCCAACCGUUUCAGACAGAGCCUGCCCCUGUCCAGGUCCACCAGUCAAACCAAACUCCGCUCACCAGGGGUGUUGUUCUUGCAGUUUGGCGACGAAACCAGACGUGUCCACGUCACACACGAAAUUGGCAGCCUGGACACCCUGCAUGCUCUGAUUGUUCAUAUGUUCCCUCAGAAACUCACAAUGGGAAUGCUCAAGUCACCAAACACUGCAAUCCUCAUCAAGGAUGAGACGAGAAAUGUCUUUUAUGAACUGGAAGAUGUAAGGGAUAUCAAAGAACGAAGUAUAAUAAAAAUUUUCAGGAAAGAUCCUGUCUACGCACCAUAUCCUUCCCAUGCUUCCCACAUCGCCAAUGGAGAUCUGAGAGGACCAGGGGCAGACGUUAUCACUGAAGAGCAGCAGGCCUUUGGGUGCGGAAACACCCUCCACAGCCCAUGCCUGGUCUUGUUCAUGGGCACCUUGCUCAGGCCCAGGGGCAGACCCAUGUGGAGAGAACGGAUGGAAGCCAUGGAGAAGCAGAUAGCCAGUUUGACAGGAUUGGUACAAAAUGCACUUUUACGAGGGAAUGAAGGGGAACCUGCCAGCGAUAAAUCUGAAUCAAUAAACGGGAGCUCAGGCACUGGAACUGUUAGCCCCUCUGUGCGUAGCACUGUGACCAGCUCAGCAGCAGCAUCAACAUCUAUCAGCCACCCCACUGCCAUUACAAGGCUCCAGAUGCAGCUCCAUCUCCAUGACCUCCAGCAAAACGCCGGCGACCUCCGCAACCAACUCCAGCAGCUCCGUAAACUCCAGGUCCAAAGCCAAGACACCAUGAAGAACAUGAUGAAACGUUUGGAGUCCGAGAUAAGUAUCAGGGUGACAGAAACUCUGAGGAAGCAGGAGGACCCUCUCCAUCGCCAGCGUGCUCUGGUAGAGGAGGAGAGACAGAAGUAUCUGAAUGAUGAAGAGAUGAUUGUACAGCAGCUGAAUCUUUGCUCUUACAUUUUGAACAUGAAAUUAGAAGGAUUCCUAAUGCAAACAGAAGGAGAUCAUUCGAAUGAAACUCUUGGGAAAAUUCCUGCUCAGUUCCCCAGCCUGCAGAGUAAAAUGCGGGUGAUUCUCCGCGUAGAGGUGGAAGCAGUGAAGUUCCUGAAAGAGGAGCCUCACAGGUUGGAUAUCCUGUUGAAGCGAUGUAAGACUGUCACCGAUGCCCUUGCCACGUUGAAAAGCUGUUCGCCUUCCAACUCGGCCUAUUCCACAGAUACCUGCCAAAAGCGGUUCAGCAGACCCACAAGUGAGACCCUGAUGAAAGGAAUUGAGGAAGUGACUGCCCAAUUGCCGAAGCACUCGAGCACUGAAUCAUACUCCCGGAAUUCUGAAUUUGAAAUCCCGACCAGCCCGCCCUUGAAUUUCCAGGAACAGCACACGGCUGGGGUGAAAAUCUGGCAGAACCACAAUCCCACCGUGGCCCAGCUUACCCAGAAUUCCCCAGCUCAUGCUGCUCCUUUCCAGAAUCCAUCAGGAAUGGGCCAGGGGGUCAUAACCCACAACUCAUUGGAGGAGGCGCCAGUAGCACCAAGCAAGAGGAACAUGGACCAAACUAUCUCUGUGGAAGCAGCAGAGAGGGACUGGGAAGAGAAACGAGCCAGUUUGACUCAGUUCAGUAACAAAGACAUUAACCGUCUCCUCGAAGAGACACAAGUGGAGCUGAUGAAAGCAAUCCCUGAUCUAGGGUUUGCCAACAAACCAAAAACGGUCGCCAUGCCAACAGCUGAGUCGAAGCAGGCAAAACCUCAGCACGCACAGAAAACAGUGGCAAAGAUGGAUCCCAAUGGGCGAAGACACUCAGAGGAGCUGACAGUCCACAGAUAUCGAACAGAGAAACCCUCCAAAUCACCCCCUCCGCCUCCUCCGCGACGCAGUUUCCCGUCAUCCCAUGGGCUGACCACAGGAAGAACUGGGGAGGUCAUCGUUACCAACAAAAAAGAAUCAACCCUCAAGAAGGCUGACUCUGAUGAGGCUGAUGGACCAAGACCACAUGUCAAGCUCAGAAGGACCAUGUCUGAGGCCAAGCCUCCUUCGACACCACCACCAAUUGUGGCAUCGGCUGUUCGAGAUGAUGAAGAUGAAGAGGAUAGGAUCAUGGCUGAAUUGGAGGUUUUUCAGAGAAGCUCUGUGCCUUUCACAGGCUCAAACGACCAGGGGAUGGCAGCUUUCCCCACUCCAGAUCCCAGACCUUGCAGGGUUUCCCUACCAAGCACAGGACUGAAGGAAAUAGAUGUCCCAUGCUCCCCCAGCCCAUUACAGCUCUCUCAGAUUGUGUUCACUGAGCUGACAUCUGGUUCUUGUACUGAUGCUGUUGAAGUGACGGAGCAAGUGUCUGCUGAGGGAACAGCAUCAACAGACACACAUCAAAAGGCAGGUGACUGCAACAUGGAGAAUGGAGAAAUAGCCAGAAGAGACUUAGGCUCUAUACCGCCACAGGGUCACCUGGCUGUGUCCGGUUCUGAGGCCUGGACACAGUUUGUACCAUCUACAAUUGUGUUGGAAGAGUUCAUGAUGAUAGAAGCUGCCCUGACACAACCUGACCACACUCAAUCCCAAUCCCCUCCUCUGGAUGAGGAAAACUCCAAGGCGAAAGAAAUCCCAGAAGAGAUUCUGGAAAACCCUACAGCUGAGAUUUCCAUGGAUUGCACUGAGGACGCAUCCUGCAUUGGAGAUGCUGAAGAAAAUGUGGCUUUCAUAAUAACAGAGAACCAGAUCCAAGCCUUAUCCCAAAGGGAAGUCCAGGAAAUUGUGAGUGAGAAAGGUGAGGAUAUACACACCUGGAGUGUUUCUUCAGCAAACGACAAAAACUCUGAAGAUCCAUCUCUGGACCCUUCACAAGCUCAAGUGGAGGAAAAAGCAUCCCUUGCCUCGUUGGACAGUAAGCCAGUUGUUGUCAUAUUUGAAGAACCCAUGGACAUCAAAACAGCUUACAAGAGGUUAUCGACUGUAUUUGAAGAAUAUGAUGAAGAAUUUCAAACAGUGUUGAGAGGAAAAGACUCCAGUCAAGAAACACAAACGUUUUCAAUCCCAUUUGAGGAGCAAAUGGCAUCUUUGAUGUUGAAUGCUGUUUCUGAAGGAGUCGAUGAGGCUUCCAAGUCAGAAUCAACUGACUGUACACCUGUGAGUGAGUCAGAAGGAGAUCUGAAACAUGAUAAUAACACAGCUUCAGAAGAGAAACCUUUGCAUUCCGUUCCAAAUGUUACAUCUUCGGAGGCUGAAGAAUGGAGAAAUGGCAACUCAAAGAAUGUUAAGAUUCGGUUUCCCAAGCAACGGCUGAACGCAUUGACAAAAGCCAUCGAGUCAGGAUCAAAAACUGGAUGGAAAACCUUGCAAGUGGUUGUUUAUGAAGAGGAGGAAAAGAUAGACAAAGUAACAGGUGAAAAACAAAUGGAGGUGAAGAAGUACGAGCUCAACCAGAUCGAGCAGAACAAGGGCAGAUCGUCAAAAACACAAAACACAAGCACAGCCUUUGCCAGAACAGAGGAAAUCAAAAACAGUACUUACAAAACAAUGGACAGUCUAGAGGAAACCAUCAGAGAACUGGAGUCGACCAUCACCCAAAUCAGCCGAGAUCCAAGCAGUGACUUCAUAUUUACCAGAGAAUUGCUCAGUGGCCCCAGUGUCAGUGAGCCCAGAGAACAGCUGAUGGAUGAGUCCAGCAUGUGCCCUGCUGCUUACCAGCCUGAUGCGCUCGAAAUGGAAGAAGAUGUGCCAUACCUGAUGGACCAACCAUCCAGCUCGACAAGGAGCACGUCUCCAAGUUCGAGAGUCAAACCGCCCCUGCUCCCAAAGCCCCAGCUCCCACCGGCAGAAGUAAAGGUUCCAGUUUCAUAUCUUUACCUUGCAAACUUCGCCCACUGCUUCCUCUGGGCCUCACUCUCGGCUCGAUCCUCUCCUGUUGUCUCCUGGCUGUUUGACACACACAAUCAUCCAGUUCACAGUGAAUCCUAUCACAAUCCACUGCUCUCAUUUCUUAAACUGUCUGCUCUGCCUGCAAAGCUUGGGUGACUUGCUACUUUUAUUUUUCCCAAAUUUAGAUUUAGUUUCUCUCUGAUUCCUUCAGA